GCCAAAUCAAAACAUACAAAGCAUACUCAAAUCUAAAUUAAGAUACAAUAAUUUAAAUGGCCUUCUCAACAACUUUGUCUACUUCAUACAUUCUCCAAAGUAAUUUAUUUUGUGCACAAAAAUCAAAUCAACUAUCACUAAGGAAAUCAAUAUUACCACCCCAAAUUGGGAACAAAAUUGUUUACCAACCACUAAAGCAUAAUAAAGUGUUUUCACCAAAUAGAUGUGUUGGAAAAAUAAAUGCAUCACUUAAGUGGGAAAAGGGGUAUAAGAAUGUUGAGGUUUUUAGUAAGGAACAUCUUGCUGUGUCAUUGGCUUAUGAUGUUGCUCAACUCUCUAACAAAUUCACUAAAGAAAGAGGUGCUUUCACUGUUGCUUUGUCUGGUGGAUCAUUGAUCAAGUAUCUCAGAAAAUUGGUUGAGUCUCCCUAUGCUGAAACCAUAGAUUGGUCAAACUGGCAUGUUUUCUGGGUUGAUGAGAGAGUCGUCCCAAAGGAUCACUUAGAAAGUAAUUAUAAGCUUGCAAGUGAUGGAUUUCUCUCCAAGGUGCCAAUUCCUCCUCUGAAUGUUUAUUCUAUUGAUGAUGCCCUAUCACCAGAAGGGGCAGCUGAUGUUUAUGAGACAAAUCUAAGACGUUUGGUUACAAGAAAUGUGAUAGCAACAUCAACCAAUGGAUUACCAAAAUUUGAUCUCAUGCUCUUAGGUAUGGGUCCAGAUGGACAUGUUGCAUCUUUAUUCCCAGGUCAUCCUCUUCUCAAUGAGAAUAACAAAUGGGUCGCUUUCCUCAAUGACUCACCAAAACAACCACUAGAGAGAAUCACUUUCACAUUUCCAGUGAUCAAUUCUUCAUCCAAUGUAGCUAUGGUUGUGACCGGCGCGGGUAAAUCGAGUGCGAUUUACGCUGCACUUGAGGAUGAGAAGAAAACUGAUUUGUUGCCUGUGGAAAAGGUUUCACCUGAAGGGGAAUUGAAAUGGUACUUAGACAAAGGUGCUGCUUCAAAGCUGUUUAAAGAGUAGAUUCAUAAGUGAUACAUAUAUUUUCAAGUAAUUAAUUUACAUGCUAUACUUUAUUUUUUUUCUAAUGAUGUAUUUUGAACCAAUUAGAUAGGCUGUCUUGAUAUUUAAAAAAGUAAAUAGGGAUGUAUUGUGUUCGUUUAUUUACAAAAGAGAUGUAUUCAAGUGAUCAUGACAUUGCUUACUAAUAUCUAUUAACUAAGAAAUAAAAGAUUUGUUCUUUCUGUUGGUCA
This is a messenger RNA of Cicer arietinum (chickpea), 1246 nucleotides long. RefSeq names its product probable 6-phosphogluconolactonase 4, chloroplastic. Lineage: Eukaryota; Viridiplantae; Streptophyta; Magnoliopsida; Fabales; Fabaceae. The record is from RefSeq and is a predicted model, not a curated record. Gene Ontology annotation, biological process: carbohydrate metabolic process; pentose-phosphate shunt. Gene Ontology annotation, molecular function: 6-phosphogluconolactonase activity.